Messenger RNA from Vitis riparia (riverbank grape), 571 nucleotides. RefSeq names its product protein transport protein Sec61 subunit gamma-like. Gene Ontology annotation, molecular function: transmembrane protein transporter activity. Gene Ontology annotation, biological process: post-translational protein targeting to membrane, translocation; protein targeting. Lineage: Eukaryota; Viridiplantae; Streptophyta; Magnoliopsida; Vitales; Vitaceae. Gene Ontology annotation, cellular component: Ssh1 translocon complex; membrane. The coding region runs from base 94 to 303 and encodes 69 amino acids. The transcript has 3 exons. The record is from RefSeq and is a predicted model, not a curated record.
GAUUGACCGAAAAUCAAAACCCUCUCUUUCUCGGUUAUCUAACCAAUCUCUCGAUCAGAUAAGAUCUAGAGCUGUUUCUGCCUGCAGAAAGCAAUGGAUGCCAUCGAUAACGUCUUCGAUCCGAUGAGGGAGUUCGCGAAGGACAGCGUCCGCCUCGUGAAGCGGUGCCACAAGCCCGAUCGUAAAGAAUUCACCAAGGUCGCGUUCCGCACAGCCAUAGGUUUCGUGGUGAUGGGCUUCGUAGGGUUUUUCGUCAAGCUGAUCUUCAUCCCUAUCAACAACAUUAUUGUCGGAUCUGUCUAGGCCUCUAAGGAAUGGUGGAAAUUGUCUGGAGUGCGAAAUGCUUACACAGGAUAAAAUUACUUUAAGCUUUUUAGGUUCUUCUUUGACAUGUAAACUAUCGGGAAACAAGCAGAUUGGUGGAUGUUAAAAUUUCUGAGUUGCAUUGAGCUCUUCUAUGUUGGAGACAUACCUGUUGCUUUGUUAUUCAUUCUGAUAGUACUCGAGGUUGAAUGAAUUCACGAGGCCACUGUAACCAGUUGGUUAUUUUGCUAAACAUUAAUUUUCUUUA